This is a messenger RNA of Tribolium madens (black flour beetle), 2085 nucleotides long. RefSeq names its product M-phase inducer phosphatase-like. The record is from RefSeq and is a predicted model, not a curated record. Gene Ontology annotation, cellular component: nucleus; cytoplasm. The transcript has 3 exons. Lineage: Eukaryota; Metazoa; Arthropoda; Insecta; Coleoptera; Tenebrionidae. The coding region runs from base 102 to 1445 and encodes 447 amino acids. Gene Ontology annotation, molecular function: protein tyrosine phosphatase activity. Gene Ontology annotation, biological process: positive regulation of G2/M transition of mitotic cell cycle; positive regulation of G2/MI transition of meiotic cell cycle; G2/M transition of mitotic cell cycle.
UUCGUGUGGUGUGCGAGGACGUAUCUCGUCCUGGUUUGAGUGUUGUUGCUUGUGUUUAGAUUUUAAGACGUUUUAAGGAUAUUUCACCGUUUUUUCCGACAAUGUGGGAUUCGAUAAGCACGGAUUCUUGUGAUGUCUGCCAGUGCCCUCCAAGAUCGAAACGAGGGGACGAUUCUUGUUUGGAUAAAGAAAACAUUCAGCAAGCGUUAAGUCCGGUCAAAAUUGAAGAAUUGUCGUUUUACGGAAAUUCGAGUUCUCCGGUAACCCUUUGUUCCGGGACUUCACCGAAUCAUUGCAACCACAAUAUUAUAACUCGGCGCCCCCUUGAAGACCAUGAUCCCAAUUCGCGCGAUUCGGGUUACGUUACUAAUUACAAUGAGGGUAAAUUUUCGACUUAUGCUUCGCCAACUCGGGGGUCGUUUGAACUGGCCUCGAUUGGGUCAAUGGAGGAUGCGUUUUUUGAGGAUUUUUCCGACAUCGAGCCGUUGGAGGAUAACUUGCCGCAGGAUUUCGGGAAAUUGAUCACUGGACCGAUUAAUUUCCAGAACAGGAGAGAGAAACCGGCUUCGCCAAGGGAUCUAGCAAUUCGGCCCUUAUUUCGCCGGGCUUUGUCCCUACAAAAUGAAAGGACACCGCCAAGCCGGGCGAGAUCUUGUCUCUUCAAAACAGCAGAAUCGCGCCCGUUUAAAAGACCAGAACCUCCGCAAGAUUUCGAAAGUCCCGAUUCGAAGAAACAGAAGAUUGAGGAGGAUGAAGCGGCGGUUCCUUCCGUCCCAAAGCCGGUUCUUCAGAGGUGCAUUUCCGCAACCGAGGAGAGUAUCAUGUGUGCGGUUCAAAGGUCUUUCGUGGAACCAGACCUGAUCGGGGAUUUUAGCAAGACGUUUUGUUUGCCGUUAACACAAGGACGUCAUCAGGACUUGAAGUGUAUCACUGCUGACACUUUGGCUAAACUCAUCCGAGGUGAUUUUAACGGAAACGUCGCCUCUUUUAAAGUUAUAGAUUGUCGCUACCCUUAUGAAUACGAAGGUGGCCAUAUUGACGGCGCCAUUAAUGUCUACACCAAGGAGCAGUGCAUGGAACUACUGACUAAUGUCGAGGCUUUGAGCAAAGAGCCGCGCAAAAGGAGCAAUAUCCUAGUUUUUCAUUGCGAAUUUUCGAGCAAGAGAGGUCCAGAUUUAUAUCGGUAUUUGCGUGAACAGGACCGCCAGUUGAACCAGGACGUCUACCCCUCGUUGCACUACCCUGAAGUUUACUUGCUUGAGGGUGGGUAUAAGAAGUUUUUCGAGGAAUUUUCCGACUUGUGCGUUCCUAUAGCCUACACGGAGAUGCUACACCCGGAACAUGAAAAUGAGUUGCGACAUUUCAGGCUCAAAUCCAAAACUUGGAAUGCUGAUACGCGUCAACGUUCCGGGAGUCGCCUCAAUUUGAAAAGACUCGGACUGUAAAUAUCGAAUCCCAGUGCCAAAAUUUGUGAGAUAGUACAAAAUACAAGUGCGUGGACUUGUUUUGCCAAAUGAUAUGUACAAAGUAAUGUGCUAUAUUAGCAUGUAUCCUGAAGACUUAGUCUUCUUAGUGUAUAUUACAACUUGUAUAUAAGAGAGUACCUAAAUAGCUUGCUCCAGAUUCAUCGAGAUGAGAUCUUUCCUUUUGCAAUGCUAAACCACCAAAGUUUUCUUUUUGUUAUUUUUAGACAGUCGACGGAUCACUCUGAUCCCCCUUUUUAAUUUAUUUUUUUAUGUGCAAUUUGAACAGCAAUAACGAUGUGAUGUUGCAUUUCUUUACCAGUACAUUAUGCUUCCUUGCUGUUGCGCUGGUGUUUGUUUGCAGAUUUUUAUGUUCAUUUUAUUAGUUUAGUAUAGUCUAAGUGUCAGUAUUGUUUUUUGUAUCCUUCAGCAUAUUCAAAUGUGUUCGAAUGCAACGGCUGGGGAUUUUUUACUACUUUGAAUGUGAUUUGUUCACUAUUUGGACGGACUGAUGCUUACCCAACCGUUGCAUCAUAGAUUUUUAAAGUGAUACUUAAUAUUAUAGAUCUGUACAAUAUUUUAAUAUUUUUAUAACUUAUGAUAAUUACAUUUUUGUUCCACA